Molecule: messenger RNA, 7598 nt
Organism: Pogona vitticeps (central bearded dragon)
Lineage: Eukaryota; Metazoa; Chordata; Lepidosauria; Squamata; Agamidae
Gene: ZCCHC14
Product: zinc finger CCHC-type containing 14
Molecular function (GO): zinc ion binding; nucleic acid binding; phosphatidylinositol binding
Source: RefSeq, a predicted model, not a curated record
CUUCCCCCCUCGUCCCCUCGGUAGCAGCCCCCCUUCCUGCGGCCGCCUUCCCUUCCCUCCUCUCCUCUCCGGGGUGUGAGUGAGGUUUUGCGGAGGGGAGGGGGAGAGAGCAGGAUUUCCUGCCUUCCCCAUAGUGCUGGCCUCCUCUUCCAACUAGCUCCUUGGGAGCAGGCCCCAGCCUAGGGGGUGUGUGUGGGGGGGUGUCUCUUCCUCUCUCUUUUCUCUUGCUCCUCCUCCUCCUCCUCCUCUUUUUUUCAGGUGCAGGGAGGUGCACCCCCUGCGUGGUCCCUUCCCGCCCCACCAUUGGGCCCUGCUGCCCUCUGACCUGGGGGUGCCGGUCCUUCUGCUUCCAGGAGGGGGGGGCAGGUGCCACCACCACCAGCAGCAUGGUAGAGAAGCGGUGCCCACGGCUGCAGAGGGAGACUGUCUACCGGUGGUUCUCGGAGCUGCCCUCUCCUCAGCGAGUGGAGUUCCUCUGUGGCCUGCUGGACCUGUGCAUCCCCCUGGAGCUGCGAUUCCUGGGCGCCUGCCUGGAGGACUUGGCCCGCAAGGACUACCACUCCCUGCGGGACUCUGAGAUCAAGGCCAACAACCCUGCAGACCUGGGCAGCCUCACCAACUUGACGGAUGAGGUGGUGCGCAGCAAACUCUUGGUCUCCUUGGCCCUCCUGGGCUCUUCCCACCGGGAGGCAGCUGGGGUCCUCUUCCGCACCCUCACCCACAUUGACUCGGUCAUUCACAACUAUGGACUGCAACUCAACGAAGGCCGGACAGGUGAUGAGUUCUUGCUGCUCUUCACCAUGGCCUCCAACCACCCGGCCUUUAGCUUCCACCAGAAGCAAGUGCUGAGGCAGGAGCUUACCAAGAUCCAAAAUAUCGUGGCCAGCACCAGCAGGAGCCCUGAGACACCUGCUGCCAGCACCAUGGGGCCGUGCCCUGGUUGCCACAAGGUCACUUCAAGAUCUGAGCCCCUUGUACAUGGUGUCGGUCACAGUUUAGAAAAUGCACUACAUACAUCAGCACAUUCCGUUGAGGAGUCAUUGCUCAAGAGGCCUUCAGGGAAACACUCCAAAGUGAGUGUUGAAAAAGUGGAACUAAAGGGAAUUACGCCCAAGAAGAAUGAUCGAGCCGUUGAAUACUCCUUUGAGGUCUUAUGGUCUGAUUCAUCAGUGACGUUGGUGACAAAAUCUUCUGCUGAGGUCAUGGAAUUUAUUUCAAAGUUAGGUCAGCUGUGCCCAGAGGAAAAUUUGGAGAAAAUUAUUCCUUGCCUAGCUGGUCCAGAUUCAUUUUACCUAGAGAGAAACCACAUGGACUUGGAAUCAGACCUUAGGUAUUUGGCAUCAUUACCUUCCCACAUCUGGAAGAAUGACCACGUCAAGAAAUUUUUCAGCACUUCAUCUCAUUCACAGCAGUUUCAGAGUUCAAGUCCCAGUCACACUUCCCUUUAUAAAGUGGGUACAACACUGGCUGCUUCUGGAAGGCCGGUUUGUGGCGUUGCUGGAAUCCAGUCUUCACAGAACAACCCGCAGCAUCAUGUGUCACAUCCAGCAGCCACCCCGGUUACGCUCUCCCAUGGCACACAUUCGGGUGCAACGAGCUCCUCUCUGGCCUGCCGCUCCCCAUUGGAGAACUCCUUGCCUGUCUUGCUGGCCUCCAGUUCUCAGACCCCACAGGCCCAAGAGCAAAACGGGAUUCUGGAGUGGUUGCGGAAGCUGCGCUUGCACAAGUACUAUCCUGUUUUCAAGCAGCUCACAAUGGAGAAGUUCCUGAGCCUUACAGAAGAAGAUCUGAAUAAAUUUGAAUCUCUCACCAUGGGAGCAAAAAAGAAACUCAAGACCCAGCUGGAGUUGGAAAAGGAGAAGUCGGAGAAACGGACCCUGAAUCCAGCUGUCUCUUCUUCUGGGAGCACAGGGGUGGCCAGAGUUCCUCCUACAACACACUUGGCCCCGAUCCAGAGCAUCCGUGGUAACCAUACAACAGAGCUACGUGUCGAGGUGGAUCAGCCAGGCCCUCCAAACCCCCGUGAAGGAAGCUCCUCAGAAUACUCCAGCUCAUCCUCUAGCCCCAUGGGAAUCCAGACCCGGGAAGAGAGCUCAGAUAGCGCAGAAGAGAGUGAGAGACGUUUAGAGAUCCCCUUGGAAUCCUCUGAGAAGGAGAAGCCAAUCCCAAUCCUGAAUCAUUUCAGCUCUGGUGCCACCAGGCCAACUGCUCAGGUUUUGCCUGUGCAGAAUGAGGCAAGCUCCAGUCCGUCCACAUAUCACCCUGUGCCCAUCCAGCUGAUGACUGCAGGCUCCCCUCACAUCACUCCAAUGAGAAUACUGAACUCUAUGCACAAAUCUGAGCGAGGAGCCACAGACAUGAAGCUCCUAUCAUCAUCUAUGCACUCGCUUUUGUCUGGGGAAGACAGGACAAAAUACUCCCUGGGGCUACCUCGAAGCAGCGUGAAAAUGGAGAAGAGUUUUGGAAACACGAUUAUGGAAGGGAUGCCAGCGUCUCAUCAGUCCAUCCAAGUGCUCUCUGGAGUCCCUGAAAACAGCUCUUCAGCGCCUUCAGUGAACUUUGGGCCGCGAACCAAAAUGGGACACGCUUCCACCCUAGACAGGAUGGUGAAAACAGCAGCACAGCCAGGAAUCCUGGUGGAAACAAGCUCCUCUGCCACUGCCGCUGCUGCCAGCACCGUCUUCCACAUGGCACGACCCCCCAUUAAACUCCUGGUCUCUUCCUCCGUUCCUACUGAUUCCACCCUUGUGGGCCCAUCAUCAUGCUCCAAUAGUAUGCAAUUCAGUAUGUCCCCAGCAAUAAUCAGCCCCCGGACAGCUCUCUAUACAGCCAACACCAAAGUGGCCUUUUCUGCGAUGAGCAGCAUGCCCGUUGCCCCCAUGCCCAGCAGCAGCUUCUGUGCAAACAGCAACACUGCCUCUUCCAACAGCCACCCACCCACCUCCUUUGCAAACCUGAGCAAUGUCCCCACCUGCCCUGUUCCUAGCUCAAGUCCCACCCUGUCGCCAGCUGCCGAGAACAGUUUCUACAACAACAGUGGUAGUGGUGGCGGUGGCAGCGGCAGCUCAGCAGGGAGUGUUCCCGUACCAAACCAGAAUAACCACCCCCCACACCCACACCAGCAGCCUCCGCUGCCCCCACCCCCAGGGUGUAUGGUGUGCAGCUCCUGUGGCUGCAGUGGAAACUGUGGUUCCAGUGGCAUGACGGUCAGUUAUGCCAACUAUUUCCAGCACCCCUUUUCAGGCCCGUCCAUGUUUACUUUCCCAUUUUUGCCCUUCAGCCCUUUGUGCGGCAAUGGCUAUCUCAACACCCAGCAGUACAGCGGGAGCUCUGCUUUUCCGAUGGUUCCCUCUCCGUACAGCAGUGGCAUCGGAGCCGACUCAGUCAUGAGCGGACCGUCCACCUUUGCCGUGCCACCGAUGCAGAGUUUUAUGGCAGGGACAGCAGGGGUGUAUCAGGCCCCCGGCAUGAUGGGCGGCAGCGGUGGAGGGACAGGCCAUAAGAAGAACGGGAAUCUCUCCUGUUACAAUUGUGGAGCCAGCGGGCAUCGCGCGCAAGACUGCAAGCAGCCCCCAAUGGAUUUCAAUCGGCAAGGUACAUUUCGGUUAAAAUAUGCUCCACCGGCUGAAAGUUUAGAUUCCGCAGACUGACACUAACUUUACAGACGUAGUUUUUGUUUUGUUUAAUGGCAAAAGCCAUGGAUUAAUUAAGAAACGUGGAAUUGGAACCUGGGCAGUCCACUUGUUGAGUUUAUUAUUUUUUAAAUCCAAAGGUGCUUGAUGUCAACAUAAGAAGGAACUGUAAUGGGGGGUGGGGGGCAUUGUCAACCCGUUUACUCAUUUGCCAAAAUUAUAACACGGAUCUUAAUGUUGGACCUUCUCGUGGAUAGUGGAACUGGCCGACAGUCUUUUCUGUUCCACACAAACAGCAGCCCUUGGGCGGAAGGGAAGAUGACCUGCUUUGGUCUUUUGUACUGGAAGGGUGAACUCCUGGGAAGUGAUGUUGUAAUCGGGAGUGAAAGCCAGAGGCUGAGCGUCCAGCAGCCAUUUGCCAGCUGGACUUUGACAUUUUGAGCCUAGGUAAACUUGCCUACUUUUUCUUGAAAGAAAUCAGGCACUACACUCUGGGAUUUUACAGGAUUGCACUACAGAAGAAUGAAUCCUUCUGUUCUUAUUCUCUGCACUUAUGGCAGCCUCAGACCAGUGCGAGAGACAUUCCAACCAUUGGAAAUGGGCACCAGCAGGUUACGUGAACUUCAGAUAAAAUAAAUUUUAUUCCUUACUCCCUUUCUCCCCCAAAAGAACAGAGGUGAAAAUUUCGGUUCAUUCUGGAAACCAUUACACUCUGCUUGUCAGCAUUUGUUUCUAAGUGGAAAUCUGUUACCAGCUGUGGAAUACAUUUAAUUUCCAAGGGUCUACUGCCAGGCACUGAACUCCUAAGUGGGGCUUUAGAAAAUUCAUCACAGCUACCACUGGAGAAGCCGUUACCCACAUGUUGUUUUCUGCCACAGGAAGUUACUCUGCCUUUGCAAUGAAUUUCAGACUUCAAACUCUGACAGCAGGGUUUGAGAUGUGUUUUGCAUUGCUACCAAUUUAGAUGUCACAAUGGAUAUUUUAUCUCACAUCUUGGAAAGGGUUAUCAUUGACCUCUUAGAACUGAAAUACAUUAUAAAGUACUAGCAUUGACGAUUAGGUAGGUUUUUGUACUAAAUCCAAGUUAGGAUGAAGCUGGCAAAACUCCUGGGGCAGACUUGGAAAAACGUGAAUUCAUCUUGCUAAAGGGAGGCAUUUGUUUAAUUCUGUCUGGUGUGUUUCUUGUCAUUGUUUCGCUUCAUUAGCAGAGUCAGUGUUUGGACUGCCUCACACCUAAUUUGUGAUCUGGCAAAUUAGUAUUGCUGUAAUGGGAACUGUGAGCCUAGGCAGGGUGGCUGUGUGACUUGACUAGAUCUUGCCACUGGAAAUACAACAAGAUUUGAAGUUGUGGGCUGUUUCACUGCACAAGAGGUUCUUGCUCUGAAGAGGAUACUGGGAAGAGCAGAGGAUGGGGCAUUUGGUUUUGCUUUUUAUAAUGUCUUGAUAGCCCUAUGCUUGUCAUACCUGUUGCCUUUAAGAAACAGACGCCCGAUGUUCGCUUGGUUGGAGGCAUCUUGGGGGAGGGGGUUGGCAUAAAAACUAACCUCUGUAAGAAAACCUUUCAAGGAGAUUUAUUGCAUUGCUUAGAUUUUUGGAAAUCCGUGUCCAAAGCUGCAAAAGCAUCAGGUUUCUAGCACCCUAUAUCCAACUUCAGUUAUUUCUAUGCAAUGGAGAUGUCAUAUCCUUGGCCCUGUUUCACUCAAGCAGUAUUACAUAGGAUAGGCAUGAGACUAAGCUAGUUGAAUUUAUUCCCCAAUGAAAACAAUCAGGAAAUUAUGCGACAUUGAUUUUAGUAGGAUCAUAGUUCAGCUCCCUUUGUGUGACCCUAGCAUAUAACAUUUAAAUAAGAGUUAUGUUUGCAGCGGCUGUAAUUCUAAAGUAAAAGUUUAAAACCUACGAUGUUAAUGAGAAGAAACACAGCCAUUUAUUUUGCUUUAAUGUAAAAGCAACUUAUCAUUCCUUAGUGCACCUUUAUGAUUACUACUGAGAUGAACUUUUCAACUGGCCUGGAAUAUCUGCCAGAUGAAAGCCAAAUAUUCAUUUUAAAAAUAGGAACCAUCUAAUGCUACUCAAACUUUCAGGCACCUUAACUGCAAAAAUCUCUCAAACUUGUUCCUGUGACAUCUGGCCUUCCCAAAAAACCUGUGGAUUUCUUUUCUUGCCUUUUUUUCCAGGCAGAAGGAACAGUCUGUGCCCUAGCCAUUUUGUUUUCAAAUGGCAUGGACAACAGCUCUCACUUUGUAAAGCCAAGGAAGUCCAAGAGGAGAUGACGGGAGAGUUGAUCAUGUCUGCUUCCCAAAGUACUGAUUUGAGACAUGCAAAGCAAACCUGUUAGGGAAACUGUCAUUAUUUCCCCUUGUUUGACUUCAGCCCAAUAGCUGAUGGGGAUUCAUACAACCCUCCUUCAAAGGAAAAUCAACAUUUUCCUAAAAGACUGUGUAUAUUAGUUUGGCUGUAACUUUGAACUAGUGGAUGUGGUAGCACAUAAGGCAGAAUCACCAAUAGCUCCAGACAAGAUAGUAGGAAGCACAGACCCUCCUGACUCCCAGUCUAGCAUAACGGACUAUGUUGGAGAAGUACCACUUGCAACAUGUGACUGAAGUAUAAGAUACACAGUUUGACGAUUGGGAACCAUGUCAGCAGUAGAUAACUGCAGCACAGCCCUGACUAAAGAAGCCCUUGCCUGAACCGCUUGAUAAAAGCUUACAUUUUGUGCACCCACGAGGAAAAAAAAACUGCUUGAGGUAGCCAAAGAUAAGCUACAAAGAUAAGUCUCUGGAAAGGCAUAUUCUGCAGGGUACAGGAUACUGUUCUGUUAAAGCCCUAGUCUCUGCAGCUGACUUAAUUUCUUAAGCUGGUAGAGGGUAUUUUUAUUGCUAAGAGGUAUGCCAUGCUUGCAGCUGUUGUAAAGCUGCUGUACUGGAUACGGCCAAAGGCAGAACCUGAAAUCAUGGUAAGUCACAAACCUACCAACAUUCAAACAACUUACAGUAUUACUAUAGCCUUGGGACUAUUUCUGUAUAAUAAAUUAUUAGCCGUAGGAACCACCUAGGUUUCAAAAGUGCAGGUUAACAUUAUUUUCAAAUAUAACUUUCCACUAGGAAUGAAGGAAACUAUUCUGCCCAUUUUGAGCCAUUUCUUUUACAUCUAGUAUUACAAAACAUGCAUGUAACUUUAUAUAAAUAUUAAAGGUUUUGUAAAUAUUUAAUAUUCAUCUAACUUGAUUUUGGACUGUACAUGUCAAGUAUUCUGGUAUUGGGAUUUUUAUGUUUAUUAUACUUUGUUAAAGGUAAAAUUGUACAUUUUUAGAAUGUUUUUAUCUGAGUAAAUUUAAUGUACUGAAAAAAAAUGAAAGACCAUAGUAGUAGUCUCUGUUCAGACAUCCCAAUUUUGCAUUGGUGAUUUAAAAAAUGAUGAGGCUUUGGUGUAAUAAUCACAGUAGAUUAAACCAAAGGUUAACAAACAAUGUCUUAUCUCAAAAUAGUGACUACAAAGCUCGGCAGCAGCUUUGGUUCUGUAAGCUGUCUAUUCAGCAAGUUAGACUACUGGAUAAUAGAAGGUCCUUUCCAGCAAAAAAAAAAAAUUCCUUCAGUGCUACGGCAGCAUUCCCUGUUCUAAGUACGAUGCUUGCCAUAUUUGUAGGAAAGGUAAUUUUUCACAGAUCACAGAUGAGGCCAUGGCAUCUUUCACUUCUGUAUCAGUGAAAACUUUGGAGAAAUUGGGUGGUGGUUAUGGGUUGUUGUUGUUUUAGUUCAGACAUAGCAUUAAGAUCGGAAUGGACUUGUGAAUGACCACGCUUCUAAUCAAUUCAGGAUGGAAUCGUCCAUAUUAGUAUUUUUUUAAAAAAAAACAUUUGUACAAGCAUCAGUUAUAUGGAUGGCUGUCUUGAAGAUAUUAAACUGAACAGAAUAUGUUAAAAUUUUACAGAGAAGUGAAAGCUUACAGUGAACAUUUUAACAAAUAAAA